AUGCGCUGUCCCGCCGUCCAGGCCUGCUCGCACCGCCGGCACGGCUGCCUGGCCCCGUGCCCCCUUAUAUUUCCCCGCCACCGGCCCAUCGGCAGCUCGCCCGGCCUCUCCGCAGCUCGCCCGGCCUCUCCGCAGCCGGUGCGCACCGCGCUCGCCCGGGGAAUGCGCGCUCCGUCGCCGCUGCCGGAUCGGGCCCCUCAGCUCCGGGAUUUUCAAACCCAGCCGGGCCUGGCUGAGCCGGGUCAUACGAGCACUCCGAAUCUGCGGUGGCGAUGGACUAGGCGGCUCCACAGAGUCACCACGCUGCCGUGCAGGCGGGUGAAGCUCCGAGCGAGCCUGCAGAGACCCCUGUGCACUGUGACUCUCCCGGCACCGGGGCUGCGCCAAAUACCGGCCGAGCACCCCGGUGCGGUUCGGGGAAGUGUGCCGCGACCCUGCGGCGGCUGCCUGCGGUUCCAGAACCCCUUCAAGGGCUCAGCGCCGCCGAGACAUGGGGAGCGGGCUCAUCGAAAGAGGAGCGGGGGGUCCCGGGGGAGAUCUUUCGUUGUGAUUAAAAUCCUGCCGCCCCGCAGGGAUCGGAUCUGCAUCGAGGCGAUACCGCAGGGAGCCGGGCUUACAAGGCGGGCAGCAGCGCCCGGUGAAGGAUGGCCCUUUCCCAGGGGCUCGGCCCUGAUUUAUGUGAGAACCGCAGCGCGCCGGGGACGCCCUCGCACGGCAGAGACGGCGACGAGCCACGGGGAGGCGGCGGGUCCCGGGGCACCCACGCGCGACAGAGCUGACGGAGGCGACGUGCCCGGCCUGGCCUCGCACGCCACGGACACCUGCCGGUGCUCUGCUCGCUCCCGGGCCGCGCUCUCCCCGCACGGUGAGCGGCGGGCUCGUCCUGGAUGUCUCCGGGCUCCGCUGCCCGGUGUGCCCGCAUUGGUGCAUCCCCCGGGUUAAGGUACGGGUUUUACUCCAGCCGCGCCGCCUGCCCAGGAGUAACUGCUUUUCACAGCUUUUUGAAGG
Molecule: messenger RNA, 1008 nt
Organism: Pezoporus occidentalis (night parrot)
Lineage: Eukaryota; Metazoa; Chordata; Aves; Psittaciformes; Psittacidae
Exons: 4
Coding region: 1-942 (313 amino acids)
Source: RefSeq, a predicted model, not a curated record